Messenger RNA from Gopherus flavomarginatus (Mexican gopher tortoise), 3428 nucleotides. Its product is annotated as gastrula zinc finger protein XlCGF7.1-like. Gene Ontology annotation, molecular function: DNA-binding transcription factor activity, RNA polymerase II-specific; RNA polymerase II cis-regulatory region sequence-specific DNA binding. The record is from RefSeq and is a predicted model, not a curated record. The transcript is spliced from 2 exons. NCBI's taxonomy places the organism in Eukaryota, Metazoa, Chordata, Testudines, Testudinidae. Gene Ontology annotation, biological process: regulation of transcription by RNA polymerase II. Bases 16 to 882 code for a protein of 288 amino acids.
ACAGCAGGUGAUGCAAUGGUACGUGAGAAAGAGGAGCAGAAUUCUCUGCAGGAAAAUGUUGAGCAAGUGGAUAAACACAGAGAAUUAUGGCAAAGAUCGAAAAGGAAUGUGUCCAGGAGUCAUGAGCAGGGAAACUCCUGUGAGAGUCAGCACAGACCAGAAAAAGAGCAGGGAAACCAGCCAGGGGAGAAAGUGGGUAAAUUAAUUUCACGAGAAGGAACUCGGAAGGACCUCAAGGAAACCACAACACAGCAGGAAAUCCUUAUGGGAAAGAGCAAAAAUACAUGCACUGAGUGUGGGAAAAACUUACGUGACUAUUCAGCCCGUAAAGAGCAUCAUAGAAUCCACACAAGGGAGAAGCCCCAUGGAUGCAGUGAGUGUGGGAAAACCUUCAGCCGCAGCUCACACCUUAUUACCCAUCAGAGAAUCCACACAGGGGAGAGGCCCUAUGAAUGCAGUGAGUGUGGGAAAAAUUUCACUCACAGAUUCAGCCUUAUUAAUCAUCAGAGAAUCCACAUGGGGGAAAGGCCCUUUAAAUGCCAUGAGUGUGGAAAAUGCUUCAUUAACACCUCAACUCUUUCUAAACAUCAGAGAAUCCACACAGGGCAGAGGCCCUAUGAAUGUAGUGAGUGUGGGAAAAACUUCACUCACAGAUCAGGCCUUUCUGAACAUCAGAGAAUCCACACUGGGGAGAGGCCGUAUGAAUGCAACGAGUGUGGGAAAACUUUCAAUCGGAGCUCAAACCUUAUUACUCAUCAGAGAAUCCACACAGGAGAGCGACCCUAUGAAUGCAGUGAGUGUGGGAAAACCUUCGCUUGGCACUCAGCCCAUGUUAGUCAUCAGAGAAUCUGCCAGGGAGCUCAACACCAUAAAAACCUCUAGGGCAGGGCUGCACAACUCGUAAAGCAGUGAGGGCCAUAUUACUCCAAAGAAAACAUCUGAAGGCUGAACUCCCCUCCCCGCCCAGCACCGACAGAACACCACCCCCACCAAAACACACACACACCCAGUGCUGCCUGCACUGUGGAAACAAACCCUCCUUCCCCAGUGCCACCCCGCUGAAACAGCUGUGGGCCAAAAAGGAAGAUUGGGGGGGAUACUUUAUUAAGAAUUUUUCAAUUAAAGCAAACUAUUUUUUAAAUUAUUAUUUUUAAUGAAUCAGGGAAAAAUGAAAAACACCUGUUUUGUUGAAAGAAAACUUUGUACUUUUCAUAAUUACCUUGCAAAUUUAAUGAGAGAUAUUGCAUCUCUUUUGGGCAACAAGCUUGUCGUAUUCAGGGGUCAUAUCUGAAGUGGAUAUUUUCAUUAUGUCUUCCAAAUGGUCGUCAGUCAGAGAAGAACAUUGCUUGUUUUUAUUCAUGUUCGUGGUGGAAAAUGAUUUUUCACAUAUGUAGGUGCUUCCGAAAAUGCUGAAUGUUUUCAGUGCAACUUCAAUAAGAUUCUUGUAUUUUUCAUCAUCCAGACUUUUGUAGAAGUCCCACAGGCUGCUUUCUCUGUGCUUAUAUCGGUAAACUGCCGAACAUUGAAGUUCAGUAACCUCCAAAUGCAAAUCUACUGGCACUUCCUCUGGAUCCACAGAAAAGGGAUCUUCAAUCAGCUUCAACUGGACAUCGUCGUCUUUAGACAAAGUAAGUCUUCUGUCAAAUUCUUCAAUCAAAAGAUUGAUGUGCUUUGCAUAUUUUUCUCCUAACUCAGCGUGUUUGUGCUGAGGGAUACACUGUGCACAAGUGGGAAAGUGACACAUUUCACCUUUUGACAGCCGACUUCUGAAAAGUUUCAAUUUCAUUUUGAAAGCUUUCACUGCUGCACACAUUUGAAAUAUAAGUUGAUUUUUUCCCUCUGAAGUUGAAUGUUGAGAUCAUUCAGGUGUGCUGUAAUAUCACAAAAGAAAAAGAGAUCUUGAUUCCAGGACUCAUUUUCAAGCUCUGGGAAUUUUAUUGGCCCAUUUUCUACGAAUUUUGCUACCUCCUCUUUCAAAGGAAUGAAACGGCGGAGCACUUUUCCUCGACUCAACCACCUCACUUCCGUAUGACUGCACUCAGUGUUUACCCCUUCAAGAAGGGCUCGGAAUGUCCUAUGUUUUAGUCCUCUAGAACGGAUGUAGUUUACAAUGGAAACUAUCACUGACGUUACAUGCUCAGAUUUUAAGACUUUCUACACAAAACCUGCUGAUGUAAAUGCAGUGAUGUUUGGUUAUUUGUCUCCCAAUAAAUUCUUCAAGAAGAGUAACUGCUCCAACAUUUUUUUCCACACAUAGCUGGAGCACUAUCAGUACAAAUGGCCAUCAAGUUUGUGAAAUCUAAUCCUGACUUAUCAUUCAUGCACUUUAUCACUUCACUGGAGAUUUCUUUUCCGGUUGUGUGACCUGUCAUGGAGCACAUGCCAGCAAGUUCUUCAGUAAUUUCAAAGUUAUUAUCAAUACCUCUAAUAAAAAUAAGAAGUUGGGCGGUGUCUUUUAAAUCGGUGCUUUCAUCCCUAGCUAGGGAGUAAAAGCAGAAUUCACUGACUCUCUGCUUUAACUGAUCACUUAGAUUGGUAGAAAUGUCAGCUAUUCUUCUCUGUACAGUCAUGCGUGCUAGACUGACAUUCUCAAAUAUUUCCCUCUUUUCUGGACAUAACUCAGAUACAGCAAUCAAGAUACACUUUUUUAAAAACUCACCUUCUGUGAAGCAUUUCCCAACAGCAGCAAUUUCCUUAGACAUUUGAAAGCUUACUUUAGUAACUGUAUCAUUCUCAGUAUGUACGUAUUUCUUCGUCCAUUCAGUGUUGAAGACGCUGUGCUCUGAUUCUCUUUUUCUCUUUUUCUUUUCACUCGUGGUAGCCAUUAUGAAGCUCAAGAUUUUAUUGAAUAAAUUCAUGCACAAGGGAAACACUCACAGUCACACACAAAGAGAAGAGAUCUCUCACGGUGCAUGGCCCACUAGCAAGGCACUGACUGUGUGUGGAAGCCUGUAGAGGGGGAAAGAAACAGCGCGCUUAGGGUGACCAGAUCACAGCAGUAAAAUAGGACCCACCCCCUCCCCUCUCAACCCCACCAUCACAUCCCUCUUCACUCCCUAACCCCCCGCUGGCUUGCUGCGUCCCUCCUAGUCAGUGCCCCACUCACCUCUUUUCACCUCCUCUCUCCCCUGCCAGAAACCCCCAUGCCCGCCCCUAGAAUCCCUGCUGCCUCACUGCUCGCCUCUUUGCCCACUCGCCCGCCUCCGACUUGCUGCUCACCCCAGCUCGCCCCCCCCCCCCGAAGUAUAAAGCCUCAUUCAAAGACCCAGGGAUCACUAUAUUACUGCACACAGCAGUCAAUCAAUGCAGUUGUAGAUACAUCUCUGCAUUAUCUAUUUUUGUAUAACUUGUAUAUCACUUUGCAUUGAACCUUGGUAGUAUGUUAUAGCGAGCCCCUAAGGUAGUAUAAUUAAAGUAAAAGAAAAAUG